Molecule: messenger RNA, 1659 nt
Organism: Bacidia gigantensis
Lineage: Eukaryota; Fungi; Ascomycota; Lecanoromycetes; Lecanorales; Ramalinaceae
Exons: 7
Coding region: 1-1659 (552 amino acids)
Biological process (GO): transmembrane transport
Cellular component (GO): membrane
Molecular function (GO): transmembrane transporter activity
Source: RefSeq, a predicted model, not a curated record
AUGGCUCCCCGGGGUAGUGCCUCGUCCGUGUUUACCGAAUUUGAAUCAAAUGGCUGGCCUGCCACUGGAUUAGCUUGUCUCGUCGGUUUGAAUGGACCUUUGCCCUACCUGACUGGUGCAGAUUCGAGCGUACACUUGGCAGAAGAGCUGAAGGACUCGGCUUGGAGACUACCACGAUCUAUGCUGGUCGUUGCAAUCUCUAAUUACAUCACCGCUUUCAUUAUAGUUGUCACUUUGAUGUUCUGCCUCGGCGAUAUUGACGCCGCUAUCAAGUCUUCGACGGGUCAGCCAUACAUCGAGGUCAUACUGAACGCCACGCACUCUGUUGCUGCCGCAAAAAUACUUGCGACUGUCAUCUUGAUAAUGGUCUUGUCGUGCUCUGUCAACGGCGUCACGACAACAUCAAGGCAACUCUGGUCGUUCGCUCGGGAUGGUGGCCUUCCGUUUAGCCCUUGGCUCUCGAAGGUGCACCCUAAGUUGGACGUCCCAGUCAAUGCAAUGGCAGUCUCGAUGGUAUUUACCAUCUGUCUCACCGCUAUUGCAAUUGGGAGCGAGGUAGCUUAUGGAAUAUUUGUAUCCCUGAACGCCUCAGGCCUACUUACAAGCUACAUCAUUUGCAUCACAUGUGUCCUCUCAAGGCGACUGAGCGGCGCAUCACUCCCACCUUCUCGCUUCAACCUUGGCAAAGCCGGCAAUGCAGUCAACAUCAUUGCCCUUUGCUUUCUCUCCGUAUUCUUUGUGUUCCAAUUCUUCCCAGCCGCUCCGGGUCCGGCGCCGGCCGAGAUGAACUGGAGCUGCGUGAUAUGGAUAAGCGUUCUUAUAUUCUUCAUGACGUAUUACGCGUUUAUUGGACGGCACAACUACGUGGGACCCGUCGCUUCAAUGUCCGGCUUCGCACGACUGGGCUUGUCCGAGAUGACUGUCGACACUGAGACUGCAAUGAACCUGCUGAGCGAGGAUGCAGCAUGGCUGCUACUCCAAGUCGUCGGUGUUGCCGCCGUCGUCUUUAUUUUGGUACAAAAGAUGAUAGCCCAGUACCCAUCGUUAUCCUCCCGUCUUAAAUCAUCUUCUUGGAAGCAUACAAUCUCUGCUGAACAAAAGGAGCUUUCAACACCAUCAAAAUGUCUCGACAUCAAGGCGAAUAAACCCCCACAAGACAGCUUGGAUUGGGCAUCAAUGGGCGAGAUAACUCCCUUGCCUGACUUGAAUUACCAACGAGUCGAGCCGCUGCGCGUCUACAAAUUCAGUCUUCGCAAGACCGAUGUCGACCAUAUCAUCCAGAUCGACAAGCUUUAUCCGUCCCGAAUACAAGCCAGAAAGGAUAUCAUCCAACAAUAUCCUGGCGCCCUCGCCUGUCUUGAUUCUGGCGUCUCAAUGCUGAAUGAGCUUUACGAAUUCCUCGUCCAGUGCUAUCUACCCCAGCGGUACCCCACCAUGUUCAAGUUAUCUGCUGCCCAGGAUACUCUUCAAAAUCUAGUCACUGACGAGGUGGUGCUAUGCGAUGCUCCUGCGGACCGCUUUGAGACUCUUCGUAUCCUCAACCGUACUGUAGAUGAGGAUUUUCUAUUGCUGGCGCCGUCAACCGACGGCAGCUGCUACAGCCUCCAAUCAUUUGUAUGGGCCGUGAGUGAAUACCUCAAUCCUUUCCGCACUAAAUAG